Messenger RNA from Striga hermonthica, 597 nucleotides. NCBI's taxonomy places the organism in Eukaryota, Viridiplantae, Streptophyta, Magnoliopsida, Lamiales, Orobanchaceae. The record is from the annotation of a GenBank genome assembly.
AUGGAAAUCGCCUCAUCAAUACCCCCAGAGAGAGGUAAAAUCUCAUCUCCGGCGACUUCCCCUUUCGCCAGCGGCGGAUAUCCACCGCCCCACCCGAUUCCCGCCGCCUCCAGAUCUCACGAGUCCCCCAGCCCUCACCCUACCACCUUCGUCCAGGCGACAGCCUCCAACUUCAAUCAGGUGGUACAGAUGCUCACCGGAUCCUCCGUCACCGGCGGCGGCGGUGGAAUACCUCCGAUCAAGAGCACCAACCAGAAGAAGCAGGGGUUCAAGCUGUACGAACGGCGGAACAGCCUCAAAAGCGGCCUCAUGAUCAAUACAAUGCUUCCGGCGGGGUUUUCUGGACGGAGGACCGAGAUCCUGUCCCCGAGCAUGCUCGAUUUUCCGUCCCUGGCCCUCCUCAGCCCGCCGACGCCGCUGAACGGGGACAGCCUGGAAAGAUCGGCGGCGGCGCCGUCGCCGACGUUGGAGGAGGAGAGGGCGAUCGCGGAGAAGAAAUUCUACUUCCACCCAUCGCCGAGGACGAAGUCCGGCGAGCCGCAGCUGCUGCCCCUUUUUCCGGUGACCUCGCCGCGAGUUUUGGGGUCCGAAAAUUGA